Messenger RNA from Callorhinchus milii (elephant shark), 4861 nucleotides. Its product is annotated as inositol polyphosphate-4-phosphatase type I A. Gene Ontology annotation, molecular function: phosphatidylinositol-3,4-bisphosphate 4-phosphatase activity. The record is from RefSeq and is a predicted model, not a curated record. Gene Ontology annotation, cellular component: cytoplasm. NCBI's taxonomy places the organism in Eukaryota, Metazoa, Chordata, Chondrichthyes, Chimaeriformes, Callorhinchidae.
UGUCGCCUGUACAAUAGUGAGGCCGUGUUUUGAAUAGCAAGUCUGGAGGGUCCAUCCUCUUCCUGCCCAGAAAGGGGAGGGAGGGUGAGGGAGAGACAGUGCCGGAGAGCAGGGCAGACGCACACGAUGCAAUGACACUGGGGGGCAAAAGGGGAGGGAGGGAGGUUCGGAAGACAUUGCAAGAGGGAAGAAAUACACAUCACCGCCACCAAACCCUCUCGCAACAUCCUGCUGCCUUGCACCUGUUCGGCCAAGGACGUCAGUCAAAUUGAUUGCGGUUUGCCCUGAGCUACAUCAGCAAGAAAUCAAGCGGGAGGAGGAGGCGGAGGAGGAAGGGCGUGAGGGGGGGGAUAUCAGUCUGUCAGAGCAAACCAGGGGGUGAGAGGAGCCCUCGCAUUCUCCAUUGAUACGUUGAAGAAUGGAAAGCAGCGGGUUGUUUAAGUUGAAGAGAUGCAGCAUCUUCGCUUGCUGAGAACACGAGCAAAACCCUCUCCACUCUAUGAAUCCAGCCCUACAGCUACGGCUUCUGUCGACAUAAAGAGGGGAAACUGCGGCUCAACCUCUCCGAGAGAUUAACAGGCUGGGGGAAGGUCGAAGGGAGUUACUCAUGACAAGAUGUCAGCGAGGGAGCACAGUCCUCUGCGAGGCGGCAAUACCAGAGGCAUGCAGCGAGCUUCCGCCGCUGACCUGCCCACUGAUAUGUCAGUUUUAACCCUGGCUGCCAACGCCCAAGACCCAGAUGAACCCAUUUUGGAAUUUAGUUUAGCUUGCAGUGAACUGAGCACUCCAUCGUUGGACAGAAAACCCAAUAGUUUUGUAGCAGUAAGUGUGACCACACCUCCACAGGCCUUCUGGACGAAACACGUGCAGACCGAGAUUAUAGAGGGUACCAGUAACCCCAUAUUUCUAAGCAGCAUUGCAUUUUUCCAGGACUCUCUCAUUAAUCAAAUGACACAAAUCAAACUUUCAGUGUAUGACGUCAAGGACCGGUCUCAGGGAACCAUGUACUUGUUGGGUUCUGCAACGUACAUUGUGAAGGAUUUGCUGAAAGAAAAGUAUCAUCGAUUACACCUCACCUUGCGGUCUGCUGAACACGAGCGUGUGGGUAAUAUCACGGUAAUAGCUUGGCAGAUGGAAGACAAGGUUGACGACAGGCUUUCUGCGAGCAGAUCACCUGACACCAUAAACGGACGGACUGUUCUGCCGGUCGACGAAAGUCUAACCGAAUCUCUGGCUGUUCGCUCAAAACACUCCUCGCUGAAGAAGGACGCAUUGUUAAAAUCAGUGUUCGGUGGAGUCAUCUGCCGGAUGUAUCGCUUCCCCACGACGGACGGGAACCAUCUCCGGAUCCUGGAGCAGAUGGCAGAGAGCGCGCUGUCUCUUCACAUCCCCCGGCAGUUCGUCAAACUGGUCAUCGAGGAGGACGCAGAGAGGAUAUGUCAGCUGGACGACCUUGGAGAAUUAUCACCCUGCUGGGAGAACCUACGACGACAGAUUGUUACUCAGUACCAAACGCUCAUCAUAACCUACCAGGAGAACCUAACAGAACUGCAUCAGUACAAAGGCCCGUCGUUCAAAGCGAGCAGUUUAAAAGCUGACAGGAAGUUAGAAUUUGUACCCACAAAUUUGCAUAUACAACGGAUGAGGGUCCAGGAUGAUGCCGGGUCAGAUCAGACCUAUGAUAUAGUCACCAUCGGAGCCCCAGCAGCUCACUGCCAAGCGUUCAAGAGUGGUGGCUUAAGGAAACUGCUGCUGAAGUUUCAGGAAGCCAAGAAAAGGCAAGUGUUAGCAAGCAGUUCAUCGUCCAGCUCCCAGUCCAUAGUGUACAUACCGCAAGACAUAGUCAGGGCAAAAGAGAUCAUAGCCAGCAUUAACACCCUUAAAACGCAAGUCAGUUACUACGCAGAGCGACUGUCCAGAUCGGCGAAGGAGCGGUCAGCCAACGGGUUGGAAAGAACCCUGGCAAUCCUGGCAGACAAGACCAGGCAGCUGGUCACGGUGUGUGAUUGUAAGCUUCGCAACGCAGUAGAAGCCCUGAACGCUGCCCGGCCCAAUUACAUCGCUUCCAGGUCCUCGCCAACGUUGGGGGAAGCUGAUCAGGUGAUGCUGCGGAAUGACCAGGACACGCUGGUGGCCAAGUGGACAGGCAAGAACAGCCGCUCUUCCCUGCACAUCACCUGGCACGAGGAGGAAUGGGAGAAAGUAUGGCUUAACGUUGAUAAAAGCUUAGACUGUAUUAUUCAGAGAGUAGACAAACUCCUCCAGAAGGAACGGUUGCAUAGUGACAGCUGUGAGGACGUUUUUCAAUGUGACUCUACCUCUUCCAGCAAGAAAGGUAACCAAGAUCACAGAGCAUACUGGAUAAAUCCAAAUGAGAAUUGUUCUUCAUCUUCAUCGCGCCGUACUUCUAAAUCCAGAGCUGCGUAUUGCCACUCCACCACAGAGGAGCCUGCUGAAGGCGAGUGGAGCGAAGCACUAUAUCCCCUGCUGACCACACUCACUGACUGCGUUGCCAUGAUGAGUGACAAAUCAAGGAAAGCCAUGGUCUUUCUGCUAAUGCAAGACAGUGCACCUACAAUAACCAUGGACCUGACUAUCCAGUAUCGCAGAGAUGUGGUGUUUUGCCAGACUCUCACCGCACUGAUCUGUGGCUUCAUCAUCAAGCUGAGGAACUGCCUUCGUGAUGACGGAUUUCUGAGGCAGCUUUACACCAUUGGUUUGCUGGCACAGUUUGAAGGCCUUUUAAGCACAUAUGGAGAAGAACUUGCGAUGCUUGAAGAUAUGAACACGGGAAUUACGGAUUUACGGAACGUAACUUUCAAGGUGAUCCAGGCUAUGUCUACGUCAUCCGUUGACAUGCUGCCCGUUAUCACCGGGAACCGAGAUGGGUUUAAUGUACGAAUCCCACUGCCAAGUGCCAUGUUUGAGGCCUUACCCAGGGAGAUCCAGAGCGGCAUGUUACUGCGAGUGCAGCCUGUGCUGUUCAAUGUGGGCAUCAAUGAACAGCAGACCCUCGCUGAGAAGUUUGGAGACACGUCCUUACAAGAGAUCAUUAACACAGAGAGUCUGGGUCGCCUCAACUCCUACUACGAACAGUUCAAGGAGGUUUUGCCGGAUGACUGUCUGCCUCGAUCCCGCAGUCAGACGUGUCUGCCGGAGCUGCUGAGAUUUCUCGGGCAAAACGUCCACGCACGAAAAAACAAGAAUGUUGAUAUCCUUUGGCAAGCUGCUGAGAUUUGCCGUCGAUUGAAUGGUGUUCGAUUCACGAGCUGUAAAAGUGCCAAGGACAGGACAGCGAUGUCCAUCACCUUGGAGCAGUGCCUGAUUCUCCAACAUGAGCAUGGGAUGGCCCCACAGGUCUUCACACAGGCCUUGGACUGCAUGAGGAGCGAGGGAUGCCGGCGUGAAAACACCAUGAAGAACGUUGGCUGUCGCAAGUACGCAUUUAACACUCUCCAGUUGAAGGCCUUCCCCAAACAUUACAGGCCCCCGGAGGGGACGUUUGGAAAAGUUGAGACCUGAUAGGAAAACUUAACCAAAUGCGUCUUGCCAUGUCGAUGACUGCUUGCUCUAGUGAUUUAGACGUGGGCAUUUUCUCCCUGCCUCACCCUCCCUCCUCCAGUGAAACGUAUAUAGUUGAAAAUACAGUAGCUUUCAACCAAAACACAAAACUAAACUAAAACACACGUAGCUCGUUCAAUUCAACAAUGCUAAAUGUUUUGCGGAGGUGUAAAUGUCUCACUAAAUCAUCUGAAUUAACCGUCCCCUCCCCAUCUCCUCUCCCCAUGCCCAUCCACUCCAUCUCUGUAUAUUUAGAGCAUGCAUUGUUUAACUAGUUUGGGUCACUAUGUAAUACGGUGUAGAGUAGACCGUGAGGUUUAACAAUCAAGACCUGAGUGAAGGGAUGGCCUCUUUAGCACACUGCCCAAUGCUUGGUUAAAGACAAUAGAGAGUUCAGCCUGGAGAAUUGGGUUUUGGUAUGAUGUGUAGUGUCAGUCUAGGUAGAAGUGUCUCAUUUGAAUCCCUUCUCUAGCUGUGUAAAUUCCAUUUCACGUUCUGUCAGAAGUUCUUGGACUAAGAGUUAGCGGACCUGGUUUUCGAGAUUUUAUUUCCCCCCAUUGUUGAGGAUGGGAUGGAGAAUAACCUGAGAGGGGUUGUUGAGUGGAAGUCUUUCCUUAAAUCCUCCCUCCCCCCAACCGCUGGCCAUUUCAUCAUUGGGAAGGAGCAAAUUCCCCCAAUUGAUUGAGUGUUUCCCUCAAUUGACCUUUUUCUACUUUAUCCAAGCCAAGGUGAGGGUUUGGCAGUGAAGAUUCCCCUCUCCAGCCCACACUCCAAGCCACACAGAGGUGUGGGUUCACAUUGCCACAGCCGUUUAAGGCUUUGUUGCCUUAACAUUUGCAGAAAUUCUUAGAGGAAAAAUGUGGUUAGCCAGCUCCUCUUAUAAUGCAGCCUUUCCAAAUCAUCACAUUACCAAAUCUUAAACCUUUAUGACGUUGAUAUUAAGGCUCUGGUUAUAGUCAAUAUUAGGCUUCUUUACCCGUCAGUGCAAAGUACAGGCAGGCUUUAGACACAUUUUCUAGUAAACGUGUUAGUGUCACACCUCCGAGGGGGAGUUUACAAGAGCAAGACAAGCCCUGAUAUUCUACCCGCAGCAAAAUGUUGUAUUUAAAAUUUUAAGUCGGUGCAGAAUUGUGAAAAGUCCUUAAACUUUAAUCUCUACUUGGAGAUUUGUGGGUGGGGUGGGUUGGGGUGGUGGGGUAGGGAGGUGUUGCGGUUCUUCAAGCAAAUCUUAAAUCCCAAAUUGAAAUUCUAAAUUAUAAGAUUUUUUAAAAAAAUGUAAACAAUUCAACACAGCCUUGAC